Messenger RNA from Marchantia polymorpha subsp. ruderalis, 939 nucleotides. Lineage: Eukaryota; Viridiplantae; Streptophyta; Marchantiopsida; Marchantiales; Marchantiaceae. The record is from the annotation of a GenBank genome assembly.
GCUCCUUCGGCCCGUGGAGCAGCCAAGCAGCUCAGCCGUUACUCCCUGCCUUCUGCCAUCAGUUCAGCUGCAGAACACAUCUUUUGAUCCUGCUCGGUGGCUUCCAACAUUCACAGCAGCCAUGGAUACCAAAGUGAUGUCAAUCGUUUUCAUGGCGUCGGCAACCCUUCUUAUAUUUGUGCUUGCUGUGAAUGCAGAGGACUACUUAGAUAUAGAUGUAAAUGCUGUAUCUAGCCCAGCGAGUCCGAGAAGAAGGUUCCUUUUGAACGUGACUCCUGCAAGAAACACUUGCAAAUACAACAAAUCAAUUUGCCGCCAGGCAGGCUCAGCUGGUCCUGACUGCUGCGAUGAGGUGUGUGUUGACAAAAGCACUGAUUUCAACAACUGUGGGUCAUGUGGCCAUGACUGUCACUUUGGGAAAACCUGUUGCGAUGGUGACUGUGUGGAUCUUCAGAAAGAUGAAGACAACUGUGGAAGGUGUGGACUGAAGUGCCCCAGGAGAAUCUCGACUCACAACCUCCAUGGACGAUGUGAGAAUGGGCUCUGUGAUUACAACUGAUGAUUUUAAUCAUAUUAUGAUGAAAGUUUUCUUUCAAGCCAGAUCAUUUUACAUCUGUUCAGACUUCGCUCCUACCAACACUCAAUGUUCGGAAUUAGACUCCAGGGAAUUCAAUCAAAACAGUUUUCACAGGUUUUUGAGGUUUUUCUAAUAGAAUCUAAGCUGUAGGAACAAAGUGUUAGUUGACCUUCGGCGACCGUAGUUGUUAGUUGACAGGCGACCUACAUAUCGUAUGAGUAGAAUGAUGACAGGUCACAGCAUAGGGGAUCAGAACUUUCCCUGGAGAGAAUGAGGUCAUUUGUCUAAUCUGCUGUAAUUGUAUUAUAGCAGAAGACAUACGGAAUAUAAAUUCGCACUUACUUUGGCAAUUGCUAAAUUGA